AUGUUAGCACCACGUGGAAAUCGUUAUGUUCUAUGCAUAACAGAUCAUUUCUCGAAAUGGGUAACAGCGGUGCCGUUGCCAAACUGUACAGCUCAAACAACUGCUGAAACCAUAUUUACUGAAUACAUAUGUAAAUUCGGAGUACCAACAGUCAUUCUAUCGGAUAAUGGUACACAUUUUCAAAAUCAGUUGAUGUCAGCGUUAACGUAUUUAUUAGGUCACAAUCAUAUAUAUUCCACAACUUAUCACCCUCAAACCAACGGUACGUUACCACCGGAUCAAAGCCCAAAGACGUUGGCAUUUAAUGAACCGUGCGACUAUUAUUAUCAACUUCAAAAGAACCUUAAGAUCUAUCAUAAAUAUGCGCGUGAAAACAUGAUUCAUCUGCAACAGCUUUCCAAACAACGAUAUGAUCGUAAUCGAGCAGAUCCGCAUUAUCAAGUUGGAGAUUUAGUUUUAACACGAUAUUAUGGGAGGAAACAUAAACUGAUCGAAAAAUUUUCAAGAACGCCAUCCAGAAUCAUUGAAGUCAAGCAUCCAGUUUAUUGGGUGGAAGAUGUUGAAAUGAAGGCAGUGACACGAGUACAUGUUAAUGAUUUACGUCUCGUGCUGCAAAAACAAAAAUAA
Didymodactylos carnosus is the source of this 627-nucleotide messenger RNA. The record is from the annotation of a GenBank genome assembly. Lineage: Eukaryota; Metazoa; Rotifera; Eurotatoria; Philodinida; Philodinidae.